UAGUAUGCAUUGUUACAAAUAAUUUUAUCGAUCGAAUUAAUAUACAUUUUACAGUACUUAGCAGUAAGAAAAUUCCCGCGUAACGAUCGCCCAAGUGUCACAAUGGACUAUAAUGAUAUUUUAAUUAAUAGGAAUAAUUAUAAUAUUAAUCAUAACAAUAAAAAAGUUGUUAACACUGAUAAUUGUUUUAAAAAAAAUCAUAAUAAAUUAUCCAAAUUAACAAUUAAUCCAAUUUUUAAUGCUUCUUUUUCUUCAAUUUAUACGAUUAUUGAAAAAAGUUACCAGCAAUUCGUCACCAAAAAUCUAUCGAUUAAGGAACCAAUAAUUUUUCAUCUAACAACGAUUCUUCCAUCAUUAGAUGAAGAAAACUGGGGCAUGCAAAUUCAAUAAUGGAAGCUUAUUAAAUAAAUAGGGCGAUAAUGAAGUAGACUGAACGUCACCGAGAAAGGGUCUAAGUGAGACCCGUAGAACGGAACUAUGAUGAAAAUCUCACGCUUCUGUGACGUUGUCUCAUUAAUUAUUCAGCGAUUUUUCAUAUGUAUUUUUUGUAUUGCUUCAACAGCACGCAGUAUAGAUCUUUCACAAUGCAACAGUCCAUUAGGAAUGGAAUCUGGAGCAAUUCCAGACUCAGAUAUCACUGCAAGUUCGAGCUUCGAUAGUGGAAAUGUCGGUCCACAUCAGUCUAGGUUGAGAACAGAAAAUCAUGGUGGUGCAUGGUGUCCUAAAGCUCAAAUCACCAGUGAGCCUCGUGAAUGGCUUGAAAUCGAUUUACAUUCAGUUCAUAUGAUCACUGGUACCAAUACUCAAGGCCGUUUUGGAAAUGGAGUGGGAGUUGAGUACGCAGAGGGUUAUUUGUUGGAAUAUUGGCGCCCGCGGUUAGGUAAAUGGGUACGGUACAGAGACAUCAAAGGAAAGGAGAUUCUCAAAGGAAAUACUAAUACCUAUUUGGAGAAUAAGCAUGAAUUGGAUCCUGCAUUCUGGGCUAGUAAAAUACGUUUUUUACCCUACAGUAGUCAUCGAAGAACUGUUUGUAUGCGAGUUGAAUUGUAUGGCUGCCUUUGGACUGAUGGAAUUGUGGCUUAUUCGAUGCCUCAAGGCGACACUAGAGGCAAUGAAUGGGAUUUCUUUGAUGCAACAUAUGAUGGUCAUUGGGAUGGUGAAUUACGUCGUGGACUGGGACAAUUAGUUGAUGGCAAAAUUGGACCGGAUAACUUUAAAAUGGGCUAUUAUGAUUCUAUUCGCAGCCAAGGCUGGGUUGCAUGGAGAAAUGAUACUCGUGCUAAUGAGCCCAUUGAAAUAAAGUUUGAAUUUGAUAAGGUUCGAGAAUUUGCAGCAGUUCAUCUUUAUUGUAAUAAUCAAUUCAGUAAAGACGUUCAAGUAUUCUCUCAAGUGGAUGUAUUGUUUAGUAUUGGUGGCCAAUAUUUCAGUGGUGAACCAAUAGUUUAUACAUACAUGGAAGACAAGAUAUUUGAAACGUCACGGAAUAUCACAAUUAAACUUCAUCAUAGAAUAGGAAGAUUUGUAAUACUACGACUUCACUUUUCAUCAAAAUGGAUAAUGCUUAGUGAAGUCAUUUUCAAUUCCGAUAUUACUCACGGUAAUUUCACGCCAGAAGAAUUUUUAACAACAGAUACAUCAUUACCUGAAGAUUUUUUCACAAAUAAUAAAAAUCCAGUGUCAGACAGUGAACUACCAGUACUUACAGCUCAACAUGAUGAUCCCACUUAUAUGGCAAUAGUGAUUGGUGUACUAACGGCAAUCAUUUUACUUCUGGCAAUUGCAAUAUUCUUCAUAGUAUCUCGUCACAGACAUCGUAAAUGUUUUGCUAGCCCUGUGGCAGUUAAAGUGCCGUCUCAUCUGAGUUCAACGUGUGCUACAGUGGAGAAAGGAGCGGCGCUUAUGGCUUACACAUUAGAGGAUGACGAAGGCCGGUAUGCUGGUGGAGCACCUUCAACACUGCCUCGUGAACUUGACAAUCGUCUCUUAGAUCUCGUGAAAUUAGAUGAGUACCAAGAGCCUUAUCAAGCUCUUAAAUAUGCUCCAUAUUAUAGCUAUAGUACUAUUAUUAUGGAAAUGAAGGACAUGAUGUUGAACAAUAUGGGUACCGGUAUCAAUUAUGCUGCUGUUCCAGAGGUCGUUACGGCACCACUUCUAAAUCCCGAGGGUACUUUCUCAACUCAUGAAAUAGCUUCCAGUUCAAUCUCAAGUGCUAGUGCGAGUGAUGAUCAAGAAAGUAUUUUUUCUAAAACAUCUUCACGCAAUAGUCGUAUUGAUGAUAAAAAAUCUCCUACACAACAAGAGGUUCUUGCAGCUUUGAAAAAACGAUUGGAGCAGUCAACAGUACCGCUCUUUCCACGCCACAGACUUCGCAUGCUUUCAAAACUUGCUGAAGGAGCAUUUGGUUCGGUAUAUGUAGCAGAAGCUGAAGGAAUUCCAGAAUAUGGGACGAGUACCAAUACUCUAGGAAAAAGGCUUGUAGCUGUUAAAUUUUUACUGCCAGAUGCCAGUGAAAAAGAAAAAUUAGACUUCCAGCGAGAUGUAAGAAUUCUAGCAGCUCUGGAAGACAUUAAUAUAGCAAGAGUACUAGGCGUUUGUUGUCGAGAAGAACCUUAUUGUGUUGUAAUGGAAUAUUUGGAGCAUGGUGAUCUUUGUCAAUUUUUAAAGACUCAUAUCACUGUUGAUGACGCACAUUCAAUGCCUAUGGGAGUCAAGACACUUAGUUUUAAUUGUCUAAUUUACAUGGCAGCUCAAAUAGCGUCAGGAAUGCGAUAUUUAGAGAAUUUAAAUUUUGUUCAUCGAGAUUUAGCAACUAGGAAUUGUUUAGUAGGUAAGGCAUAUUUAAUAAAAAUCUCAGAUUUUGGCACUGACAAUGAGCUCUAUGCAAGUGAUUAUUAUCGAGUUAAUGAUGGUGCAUUACUUCCUGUUCGUUGGAUGGCUUGGGAAUGUGUUUUUCUGAGAAAAUAUACAACAAAGAGUGACGUAUGGGCAUUUGCUGUUACACUUUGGGAAAUUUUAAAUCUUGGCCGGCAUGUGCCUUAUGAAGAUUUAACUGAUGAAGAAGUAGUUGAGAAUCUUGAACAACUUCACAAUGAACACAAUGAACGCAAUAAUGGUCGGAAUGAUGGUGAAAAGAAAAUGCGAAUACUCUUUGAGUAUUUACCAAAACCAAAGACAUCGAGUAAGGAUAUAUAUGAUCUUAUGUUGGAAUGUUGGAGACACGAUGAAAAUACACGACCAACAUUCCGUGAAAUAUCACUAUUUCUACAAAGAAAGAAUCUUGGAUAUGCACCUACUUGUUAAAUACCUACGAACGUUCGAUAAAAUGCACAUUGAGUUAUCACAUGGCUGCAUGAUUAGAUAUGUUAUGAUUAAUCAUAUUAAUAAUAAAUAAGAUAUUAAUAUAAUUAUUGCAAACUGAAAUAUGCAGAUAUUAUAUUAAAAUAAAGGUAGAUAAUAAUAUUAUCACCGAAUAUAUAGUCGUCGACUUUUUAUUAUUGAAAAAUUUUUUAAGAAAUGUGGUGUAAAACUUUAAAGUGUAUUUAACGGAUAAAUUACAAAUCAGUUUACAUAUCUUGAAUUAUAAUUCAAAUAAAUUUUUUUUACCAUUUUUUUAUAAUUAUAUAUCGGAGUAAUCGUUAUGAAUAAAGAAAAAAAAACAAAUUAAUGAGAAGUAAUUUUGGCAAUGUGAAUAAAAGUGCAAAAUAGUUGCAAUUAAUUAAUUUAAUUUGUGAAUAAGUAUAUAAGAAUGUGUUUUGACAAAUAAUCGUCAAGAAAAAUAGCGCGAAGAUCAUGAAAAAACAUUUACUCUCUUUCACUGUGGAAAAGAAUAUCAUCAUUGACACGAUAAUGAUACAAAUAUCAUCAAUAAAACCACAUUAUAUAAUACAUACAAUGUUAUACGGAUAUUUGCGUUAUCAGAAAUGAAAUUGUUGUAUAUAAAUAUACAUAUUAUAUGUAUUAGUAGAGGGGAUCAAUGACGCAUAUAAUGUACCUUAUGUGAACGUAAAUUUAGAAGUGUGUCUGUAAUAAUACCAUCAUCAUUAUCAUCAUAUCAUAGAACAACGAAACAUUACAUAAAUAUUUUCAUUUGACAUAAAUUCUUCUUUCAUUAAUAUAUUGUUAUAAAAUAUUCGAGCAAAAUGUAUAUCUUCAAAUUCCGUUAAAAUGCGAAUAAUAUUUCAAAUAUAUCUUCCAUAAGUUCCA
This is a messenger RNA of Chelonus insularis, 4203 nucleotides long. RefSeq names its product discoidin domain-containing receptor 2 (gene Ddr). The coding region runs from base 478 to 3300 and encodes 940 amino acids. Gene Ontology annotation, cellular component: plasma membrane; signaling receptor complex. The record is from RefSeq and is a predicted model, not a curated record. The transcript is spliced from 15 exons. Gene Ontology annotation, biological process: multicellular organism development; positive regulation of neuron projection development; protein phosphorylation. Gene Ontology annotation, molecular function: ATP binding; collagen binding; protein tyrosine kinase collagen receptor activity. NCBI's taxonomy places the organism in Eukaryota, Metazoa, Arthropoda, Insecta, Hymenoptera, Braconidae.